Anneissia japonica is the source of this 6534-nucleotide messenger RNA. RefSeq lists its product as uncharacterized. The transcript is spliced from 3 exons. The coding region runs from base 1 to 4671 and encodes 1556 amino acids. The record is from RefSeq and is a predicted model, not a curated record. Lineage: Eukaryota; Metazoa; Echinodermata; Crinoidea; Comatulida; Comatulidae.
AUGACUAAUCCAGAGUAUGAGCGUGUACUGCUGUUUUCAGAAGUUGAACCAGAGGAAGACCCUUCUGAACAUGUAUCCAUACAAGAGGCAGAGGAAAGGAGAGCAAAUAACGAAGGUUCUGAAUCUGCAGUUGAAUUCAUCUCCAAUGGGGACCAAGAUGGUGGUCUCAAAUUGAGCGAUAUCGGUGAUGGAAUGUCUUUAAUAAUGGAAGUUAAAGAGGAAGUAGAAGACCAAGGAUAUGAAGUUAUCAACCAGUGGGAUGAUGCUACAAUACCAGAUUUCCAAAAGGAUGAAAGUUCAGCAUCGGAAACACUAGAUAUUUGUAACUUGAAUUGCUUUGACAUAAAAAAAGAGGAUGACAUUGACAGUAUUGAGGGAGAACAGCCUAUCAGUGACUGCUACUAUGAAUUUCCACUCAAAAUACGAAAUUCCUCAAACCUUGAGAAAUUUCUACUACAUAAAUUUAAGUUUUGGGUUUUUCAUUGUCCACUAUGCAGUUCCCAACAAGUGUUUUUACAUAAAUUCUGGUUACAAAAACAUCUGCAGGAACCUUUUCACAAAGAGGCAGAUAAGAUCUCCCCAGAAGCUCAGGAUCUUUUGCAAGACUUACUAAAGUCAAAAGAAAACUUUUGUCCUGUUGAGACUUGUCAGAUACCUGUCAAGGGAAGCAUGGAAGACUUUUGUAAACACCUAAUUCUUGAACAUAUUGAUACCUUUGUUUCUUUAAGGAAAUUAUGCCAAAUUAAUGUUUUUUGUCAGCAGAAUGAAACAGCUGAUGAGGAUAAAUACAGCCUGACAGUUCAACUAAAAGGCAAAUGGCAUACGUUCUACCGCACGAAAGCAUCUUCAGAAAUACAAACAUCCAUAAAAGAGGAUUCUAUAGACAUGUUUCCAGUUUCUAACCAAGUUAAUGUGUCUAAAAUGAAAAUGACCGUGAAAGUGUCUUCUAAAAAGAUUCCAGUGUCAAUAAAGCCAAAGCCAUCUUCGUCUUUCACAUCUCGGUCAUCUCCCACAAUGCAGUCAUCACCCAAAGAUAGUUCAAAAUUCUGCUUUAAUGAUACGAACUACUAUAAAUGUCCAAUAUGCCCAUCACUGACUGUUUUCUUUGAUGUGUUAAUGUUGAAAAACCAUAUGAUCAAAAGGAGCCAUCCAUUGAGUUCUGUCUGCCGAGUUCUGAAGCAGAUUGGAAUCCAGCAUCCCACUCAUACAUGUCCAGUGAUUACUUGCAACGAAGAUUUUGGACAAUCACAAAAGAAACAACUUAAGCACAUAAUGACUGAGCAUCCAGAAAAGUAUGACACUCUGUCAAAAUUGAUGGAUGGUUGUUAUCAAAAUUUCCAAAGUAUUGCUGGAGUUGAAGGUUUGAGGAGUCUUGGAAUACCUCAGCCACAGACCAUAAGUUUCACAUAUAGAGUCAGUGGCAGACAGCUGCCAACAUUAAAACCAAAAAUUCCGUCAUGUACCUCUAGCUAUCAAAACGAAAUUGUUGUUGAUCAAUGUCAACAGCAGUCUACAUCUGCCUUGAUCGGUUCUCAUCCUACAACAAGUGCGUCUCUCCUUCAAAGACCUGCAAUAUUCACAUCGAUACAGUCACCAGUGAAAACACCCACAAAUCUGCCCAUGUUUCCAAGUUCACAGACAGUCAGACAGAUUUUGAAUUCUAAGAUGGUGAUCCAGAAAGGAGGCACACUAAAUUCAGUUGGUGCAUUAUCGCCAGGAGAAUUGACAAACUCUGCUUUGCCAGACUCUGGUCCACAAGAAGAUCAGCAAACCAACAACCAACAAACAUCAACAUUGAAGGUUCAAUCUGCUAGAAGUCUUAGUAAGCCACGACCUUUGUGUUUUAAGUGUGGUCUCAAUGCAUUGAGUAAUAUUGGCCUUAUCAGUCACCUGUUCAAUGACCAUUGCAACUUGGUCUGUAAAAUUUGCUCUUUUACUGCUGAACCACUUAGAAUUAGUGAAGACAUUCUAAUCCAUAUGAAAGAUGUCCAUGAUAUUGAUUCCUAUGAACUUGAACAGAAUGUCUGUCAAAGUCUUAAGGAUCUCAGUCAAACUAUUGGAGUCUCUCAGCUGGAUGGGUUAAGCUGCAUCACCCAAAAGAAAUUCAUUCUAGAUGAACUUGUGGUGCAUUAUGCUCUUGUCGAAGCAGCCUUUCAUCAAAACAUGUUCCAAGAUGAUCUUAUUGUAAGGCAAGUGAAAAAGGAAGGUGAUGAGGUUUGGAUUGAGAUCCUUGUUGGUGAGAAACCUCUAAGAGAGUUUUCAUCAUCUGUGAAUCAAUCUCUUGAAGGUACAUUACAACAAAGAAAAUCUGAGGAUGUUUCAAAGGCAACACUUGAUGUCAAUACUAGUCCAGAAAGAAACAGUAGAGAUUUGGUAACAACAUUAGAUGAAGAAAUAGAACAGGUGAAAGAUGUUACAUUUGUGAAGAAUAAGGAGUACUCUUCAAGCAGUGCAUCUGUGGAGAAUGAUACUGCCAAACCAACAAGUAAUGCUGAUACUCAACUGCCUUCAAGCAGUGAUUCCUCUGCAGUUCAAAUAAAAUUCAGGCAAUCUAUUUUUCUAAGAAAGGCCAAUACUGUACAGGAUCCAGAUACUGAUGAUAGUUUGUCCAACCAAGACUCCACACAGGUGCCUAUAGGUAGAAUGGCAAACUUAGAACAAGUGAGCCCAAGUUCAGGAUACAACAGUCCAAUUAAACUAUGGCUGAUUAAAGAAUCCAUCAAAGAAAUCAGGCUGGAAAGGUUUCCAUUUGCUAAUUCUUUGCAUUGUCUUCGAUGUCAUAUUAAUGUUAGUACAAAUCGAGGUUUUAUAUUGCAUAUUUUCGCAUGUCACAGUAUCGAUGUCUGUAAAUUCUGCUUUUUUGACCUCUCAAAAGCCUGUGCCAAACGAAUAAAGCGCCACCUAUUAUCACAUUCUGAGUACAGUCGAAAGCAGCCGAUAGAGGAUUUUCUGACAUUGAGUUGUCCUGAGUUUAUGCAGCUUCUGGGCAUUCCAUCUUUAGACCAGUUGUGCAAUAUCACACGUGAUCGAAUAAUUUUUACUUUUAGAGUAGUUUGGUAUAGAAUGGCACAAGUACCCUACGAAUCAGAUGGAAAAACCAUCAUGCAAAAAAAUCUGACAGUUAAUUCAUCUCCAAAGGCAGGUACUCCAGAUCUAAUUGUCUUCUUCAGGAACAAACAUGGUACAGUGAUACAAGUUGACAAUGCUAAGGAAAGCCACUCUGAAGCAAAUGGAACUAAGCCAUUCCGCCCCGAAAGGAGUUCACGAUUUCCGUACUAUGUAGCGCUUCAAACAAGAAAACCCAGUAAAACACCUGUAUCUGUAGCUACACCUGGUCCUGAAACACAAGUAAACGAAAACUGUGCAUCUGGUGCCCCUGAUGCUAUGUCCAGUAGCAGCAUGAUAGAGCUGGAAACAACAAAGGAGUUUGUAGAAGGAAAGGACUUUACGAUUGUCCUCCAGGGCAAUGAUCGUGUCUUCAAAUGUUUGAAAUGCACCCGAGCUUACUGGAAUAAAUGCAAAAUGCGAAGACAUCUUAAAGUCCACUUGAACAUCAGAAACUAUCAAUGCCAUCUCUGUCAAAAGUCUUUCCAUUAUAAUUACCAUCUGAAAGCUCAUAUGAACAUUCAUAAUAACUCCCGUCCAUACAAGUGCACCAAGUGUUCAAAAAGUUACAACAACUCAGGUUCUUUGAGUUGGCAUGUGAGACAGUGUCAUGGACUCUGUAAUUUCUCCAAAAAUAAAGUUAAUAAAAUUCAGUGUCAGGUGUGUUUCAUACAAGUACGUCAGGAGCUCUACCAUGAGCAUCUAAGAGAAAGACAUGGUGUCUCAGUCGCAUACCAGUACAACAAAUCUGAAGGAGAUGAAAUAAUUACUGAUACAGACUUGACGGUUAAAAGUGAAAUAACUAAUAGUGAACAGGACACUGAAGAUGAAUUUCCAUGGAGAGGAGAAUUGAUAGUUGAUGAAGGAGAUGGUGAUGAUGAACCAGACACUUACGACCUUGCUCCUGCAACAGCGCAGAACGUCUUCUCAUUGGACGAUAAUAGAAAAGACAUCAAUAAUAGCUCCCAGAAAUACAACAGACAGGAGGUUUAUCAGUGCACAUUCUGCCAUAUUGUUUACCACAGCCUGCCAGAAUUCUCGAUGCAUAAUUGUCAGGAGAGGCCAAACAAGGUACAGGAACGGACAGCUGUUUCUAAGAAAUUACUGCAGAACUACACUGAAACGUACACUUGCUCUAAUUGUAAACAAACCUCAUCAGUACUUGAGACGUUUAUAGCAUCCUCUCAUCCAUGCGCCCUCAAGUAUGUAAACAACUUUACAUGUGAGAAGACUUACACAUGCAAACAAUGUCAACUGAUAUUCACUGAUUUAGAUGGAGUACAAAAGCAUGUCUGUAAGAAUGCUGAAAAACAAGAGGUUGAAUCAGAGGACAUACCGGAGCCAGAACCAAACGAACCAGAUUCUGAGACAAAUCAGCAAGAAAAACAGUCUAUUUCAUCUGCAGACUUGCACUGCCCGGUAUGUAAUGGUAUUUACAGUAUAACUGAACUGCCUUAUCAUUUGUCAUCGAAGCAUCAUUUGAACAAAAAGGUCGUUUUUGAAUUAAUGCAGCAAAAUGCUUUGGCAAUGCAAAGAUCUGCCAUGUUGAAUAUUCAAAAAAGUUAGAAAAAAAAAUUGUAAAAUUCAUUGUGGUCACAUUACUUUGCUGCAAAAUUAUGUUGUUGAUUUAGUCAUAUUUACUAUGUCUUGUCUAGAGGAGUGUGAUCGUUUGUCAGUGUUUAUGUAUUGUAUUUUGUGUACAUUGUUGUUUAUUCUGUGUUUUAAGGUUUAGUGUUUUGAAAAAAUAAAGAUAAAUAAAAAAAUAAGUUUCCUUAAAAAUAUAUGCCACAUUAAUACACAUUUUGUUUGUUUGGUUAAAACAUUCUAUAAUAAAACCAGACCUACAAGAUGUUGUUAAACCUUUAUAAUAUAUAUAUAUAAACAGGUUCAUUUUUAUAUAUAAUUGCUUGUUUUGAUUGUACCAGGUUUAUGAAAUCAUUGUCUAUAAACUAAUAAUAUAGUCAACUUGGUUUCAAACAUUUGGUGAGUAUACAAACCGAUGAAGUGGGCAGAUUAUUUUAAAAUUUUAUGCACCACCAGAGAAAAUAAUGCAUGACAUACUCUAUAUACUCUGUUAUAAGUCGAAGAUUGGAUUGGAUUGGAUCUUUGUGUCUUAAACUUACUAUAUAGUAGAGCAUUGUACAACUUCUAGCAGACAGAAUCAUGAUAAGUUUAAAACAAACUUACAGGUCAGAUCUGAUACUGUAUAUCAUUAUCUGUUGACUCUGACAGACACAAAUGUGAUAAUAUAUGCCCAGCUUUAAUCUAUUCCAAUGGUCUGAAAUGUGUUCUGGCAUAGUUUUGAUUCAAAAUAUUUUUUAUUUUUCAAUUUUGAACUUUCAGCAUAUGCUUGUAUUUAGAUAUAUUUGCAACAUUCCACAAAUUUUUAAAUAUGAAUUGUAUAUAUAUACUCAUUUUACCUAUUGGUGUAUUUGCUAAUAAGAUUACUAACAAAAGAUUUUAAAAUGUUCAAUACUAAAAACUUGCAAAAUAAUGAGAGAAAAGACAGUUGUGGAAAUAAUAAUGUUAUGAUUAUCAUAGUUAUUAUAAUGGCAGUAAUGUUGUUAAGUGAUUGAUAUUUUUUAUAUAAAAUUAGACUCUUAGUAAAAAAGAACAAUUAGUACAGUAAUUAUAUAACUACCAGUACUAUAUAUAUUGUUGUAGUGAAUUGUGGAAGGUGAUUGCUUGAUUAUUAAGAUCCGAAAAGGUGGGAAGGGUAGCUGAGCAAUUAGUCGACUCCUCCAUUUUUGGUAGGAAUAUUGUUGAAAAUAAUUUGCAAAUUGCUCUACAAACUGUAAAGUAAUAUUACAAGAUUACUUUUAUUGAUGCCAUGAGUCUAUAGUGUGAAAAAUAGUAACCAGUGGUUUUAAAAUAUGUGUAAGUAAAUUUUAUUUACAAUUCUCCAACAAGCCAUUGUAUAUUUAGCAUUUUCUAUUAAUGUUGUUACAUAUUUUACUAAUUCAUACAAAAAUAAUUUUCUAUGGAAUUUUACUUCUUUGAAAAGUUAGAUUCAAAAUUAAUUUUUUCAUUAGAACAAUUAUUGGAGUAAAUUGAUAUGAUACUUCUAUGACUUUUUCUUUAAAAAGUUUAAAAUGUUUUGAUGAAAUACAGGGACAGCCUUCUGGCAAUUAUAGUAAUGUUUCUGUGAUUUUUUUAAAUUUAUCUUGAUAUGCAUACAUAUAGAUUUUGUUAUUGUGAUUAAUUUACAUUAAAUGUUAUAAAAUUUAAAUAAAAGUAAGCACAAUUGCAUUACCUAGUUUUUUCCACUAAAUAUACAUUUCCUAGUGUAAAUAUGCUUCUAGGGUUAUACCACAUUCAAAUGUGAGUAGACAUUAUUUUUCCAAUGUGUAUAUUAAGCAGAAUAGAAUUUGUAAAUUUUGAUUGAAUUUCAAUAAUGAUGGUGAAAUAAAUGUUCAGGUUUGUAAAGAA